Molecule: messenger RNA, 1380 nt
Organism: Ceraceosorus guamensis
Lineage: Eukaryota; Fungi; Basidiomycota; Exobasidiomycetes; Ceraceosorales; Ceraceosoraceae
Product: UAA transporter
Exons: 6
Coding region: 1-1380 (459 amino acids)
Biological process (GO): transmembrane transport
Cellular component (GO): endoplasmic reticulum membrane; Golgi membrane
Molecular function (GO): UDP-N-acetylglucosamine transmembrane transporter activity
Source: RefSeq, a predicted model, not a curated record
AUGCCGGCGGCAAGAAUCGCAGGGAUACGCUUCGAGACGCGAGGCGCCAGCUCAGAUGGCACCUCAGCAUCCAGAUCCGGAGCAGCAUCGUCAUCACCGACCAGGUCUAUGCUCAUGUCUACGCUUCCUCAAUGGAUAUUCAUACUAUCGCUCAUAUUCGGUGGUUGUUGCUCCAACGCCUACUACCUCGAGCUAUCCACACGAGCUCUGCCUCAAUGCGGUACCCUCCUCACCUUUUUUCACUUCUUCUUCACCUCUCUACAAGUUCUCCCCACCCAGCUCAAAAAUGCCAGCGUACCCAUCAUUGUGCUCAAGAGGAACGAGGUCCCAAUGAUCAGAUGGGCCGUACAGGUGUCGCUCUACUUUGCUACAAGUCUACUCAACAAUACCGCUUUUGCUUAUCAUGUGCCCAUGCCAGUGCACAUCAUCUUCAGAUCAGGAGGUUUGGUCGUCAACAUGAUCGUAGGCUGGCUCGUAAAGGGAAGAAAGUACUCUGCAUUACAGAUAUUCUCCGUGCUUCUCGUCACCUUUGGUGUCAUUCUUUCAACAUUGGCGACAACGCCCGAGACAUCAUCUAGCAGUUCGACCAGCAGCACCAGCAAGAGUCUCGCGGCUUCCCUUUCUUCCUCCUAUUUUACCGGCAUCCUGCUCCUGACCUGCGCGCUCUUCAUCAGCAGUCUGAUGGGACUCUGGCAAGAGAUGACAUUCGCCGCGCACGGUUCUCAACACUGGAGAGAAAUGCUCUUCUACUCUCACGCACUCAGCUUACCGCUCUUCUACUUCAAAAGAGCUCAGCUCAACAGGGAAUGGACGGGAGCGAUGAGCUGGGGCCUACCUAGCGCGGACGCUUUGACCUUUCCAGGCUCCUCGAAAGUUCUGCUGCAGAAUGCCGUCAAAUCUUCGCCUGCGCUUGCCCUAUCUGGCGAUAUGAGCCUCGAUGGCGUGGUGGAGCAGUCAUCAUCAUUUGCUCGUCUAGUAGCUCCAGGAGGGACGUUCAAUCUUCGGAGUUUGCCCUUCUUUAGACCAGGACAAAGCUCGGGUCUCUUGAUCCCUUCCAUCUUCCCACCUCUGACGCUGAACAUUCUGACGCAGCUGCUCUGCAUAAACGGGGUCAAUCGUCUCACUUCUCAAGUCUCUUCCUUGACCGUCACUUUGGUGCUCGUCGUGAGGAAAGCUGUCAGUUUAGCCAUCAGUCUGCUCCUCUUUGGAUCGGCUGCUGGUGGAGACAAGGGAGCGAAGGGUACUUUGCAGCUCGGAGCGGGAGCCGCUGCUGUUCUGCUAGGCACUGUGGCUUAUGCGCUAGGCUCUUCCGGCAGCUCCAAAGGCGCAAAAGACAAGCGGCCCAGCACUGAAGCUGAGGUCAAGCCCAAGACGAGUUGA